CGUUAAUUGUGCACAGUUAAUAGAUUGAAAGAAACUCAUUGGACUUUGCACAGAUGGUGCACCUGCAAUGAUAGAUAUAAAAAGCUCAAGAAAAAAAAUCCCGCAAUGGUUAGAACACAUUGUGUUAUUCAUCGGCAAGUUUUGACUUCCAAAACAUUGCCACAUAAAUUAUGCCAGACUUUGGACUCGGUUAUAAGGAUUGUAAACUACAUCAAGAGCAGUGCUUUGAACAGUCAGUUAUUUACCUUACUUUGCGAGGAUCUCGAUUCUAAUCACAAAUUUUUUCUGUUCCAUACAGAAGUAUGGCUGUUCAAAGCAACAUGUUGGCUCGCCUUUAUGAAUUGAA
This is a messenger RNA of Acanthoscelides obtectus, 346 nucleotides long. The record is from the annotation of a GenBank genome assembly. Lineage: Eukaryota; Metazoa; Arthropoda; Insecta; Coleoptera; Chrysomelidae.